UUAAUUCAUUCAUUCGUUGCCCGCAUAAUAAAGACGAUGAUUCGGAUUCGGUGAGCUGUUUCUUGACGAAAUGGUGAGAGAUUAAAAGCACGAUGCCAGCAGCCAAGAACCGUUUAUUGUUAAUUCUUGUUCACAUGUGAACAUUGUGACGUGCAUUUUCUACACACCAACACGGAGAGAUACGAAUAAUCUUCUAUGUUAUAAAUUAAAUUAAUUUCUUAUUUCAUUGAUUGGUAUGAAGUGGUUGACUUUCUGGAACUCCAUAUCUAUCCUCUUGUUGCCUUUGGCUUUCUUCUUCUAUUCUCACACAUACCCAUCUUCUCCUUCCCUCAUGGCUGAACAAACUUCCAAAUCCAUUUACGAUUUCACUGUCAAGGACAUCCGUGGAAAUGAUGUGAGUCUGAAUGAUUACAGCGGCAAGGUUCUACUGAUUGUGAAUGUUGCCUCACAAUGUGGUUUGACUCAGACAAAUUACAAAGAAUUGAAUGAAUUGUAUGAGAAGUACAAGGAUCAAGGAUUUGAAAUCUUGGCAUUUCCAUGCAACCAGUUUGCUGGACAGGAACCAGGAACCAAUGAAGAAAUUCAGGAAGUUGUUUGCACAAGGUUCAAAGCGGAAUUUCCGAUCUUUGAUAAGGUUGAAGUCAAUGGGAAGAACGCAGCACCACUUUACAAGUUUUUAAAGGAUCAGAAAGGGGGAAUAUUUGGAGAUGGUAUCAAGUGGAACUUCACAAAGUUCUUGGUAAACAAAGAAGGGAAGGUUGUGGAUAGAUAUGCACCUACCACCUCACCUCUGAAAAUCGAGAAAGACAUCCAGACUGCCUUGAAAUCUUGAGUACUGAGAGUUGAUUCUAUAGAAUAUGUAAUGUUGCAGAGGACACAGGCAAUCUGUCCGGUGCUUUCGAAGGACAAGUAGCAGUAUGUUAUGCCCUGGAAAAUUCUUAAUAUAUCUCGUGUAUUUGGAUUGUUCAAUAAGAGUAUAAAUUGAUAUUCUCACUCUGUAACCAAAACCAUAAAAUAAUAUAUUUGGAUGCAUGUUUAUGUUAUUCUGCAUGGCUUAAUGUA
Molecule: messenger RNA, 1062 nt
Organism: Cajanus cajan (pigeon pea)
Lineage: Eukaryota; Viridiplantae; Streptophyta; Magnoliopsida; Fabales; Fabaceae
Product: putative glutathione peroxidase 2
Biological process (GO): response to oxidative stress
Cellular component (GO): cytosol
Molecular function (GO): peroxidase activity
Source: RefSeq, a predicted model, not a curated record